AUGGUGGUGAUCAUUGAAGAUGGAACAGGGAUGAUUUCGGAGGAAAAUGGGGCUGAUGAUUUAGGAUCUGAGGAAAUUGGGAGCUGUGCUGAGGAGGAUGAUGGUGGUAGUUUUCACUAUGGAUUUAGCAGUGGAACUGAAAUGGAUACCUUUAUGAUGUUGGUGUGCACAUAUGGUUGCAGUACAAUUAGGUUCAGUGAUGUGCAUAGUUGUGGUGCGAAUGUCCGAACAUCAAAGAAUCCGAGAGUUAGUUCUGAUUUGGUGUCAAGUACUAUAUCUGAAAUUGUAAGGGACAAGCCGUUGACUCAGCCGUGUGAGGUGGUGACUAUUUUGAAGAGGGAUUAUGGGCUAGAUGUGAGUUACCACUUGGUAUGGUUGGGUUUGGAGAAAGCAAAGGCUAUUAUUCAUGGAGAUCACUUAUUAUCGUUUGACCAGCUGCGGUGGUAUUCAGAUGCUGUGAUACAUUACAAUCCAGAGAGUUAUGUCAAUAUUGAUUAUGACGCGAGUAGUCAACAGUUUUUUCAUUUCUUUGUAUCAUUCGCUACGUGUAUUUUUGGAGACAAUUCUUGUUGGCCUUUACUAUUCUUAGAUGGAACAUUCCUUAAAGGAAAGUACAAAGGUCAGCUACUUACAGCAACGACGAUAGAUAGAAAUGAUGGUCUAUUCCAUGUUGCAUUUGCGAUUGUUGAUUCAGAGAUCACGGCCAAUUGGUCGUGGUUCUUGCACGAACUUGGGAAAGUUGUUAAUGGUAAGCGUCAGAUUACUUUUAUUUCGGAUCGUAAUCUUGGUCUGUCAGAAACGAUGCCGAAGGUGUUUCCAUCGGCUCACCAUAGUUAUUGCUUACAACACUUGAAGAACAAUUUAAAAGACUGGAUGAAAGGAAUUAAUAAUAGAUUUAGGGAUCACCUAGUUAGUAGUUUGGAUGACUAUGCUCACGAGCCAACUGUGGUAAGGUUCCAUGAAAAACUUGAGAAAUUAAAAGAUAAGGGUAAGCAACGAGUACAUAAUUUUUUCAAGGACUUGGCACCUGAGCACUGGGGGAAUUCAUAUUUCAGGGACAUGCGUUAUUGGGAGAUGACAUCCAAUACAGCGGAGUCAUUUAAUAAUUGGAUUAAAGAAGCACGCAAUCUUCCUAUCACUCAAAUGGUGGACACAAUUCGUACUAAGUUGAUACAGCAAAUGUCUGCACGGCGUGACCAGGCAAACAAGUGGAAUGAGCUUAUUUGUCCUACAUUCAAAACAAUGCUUCUUGAUUCAUUCAACGACAGAAGGUCUUGGCAAGUCAACAAAGCCAAUAAGGAUGUGUUUGAAGUUCAUUCGAUACCAUUUGUUACAGUUGAUAUUGCAAGGCGUGCGUGUUCUUGCUUCAAAUGGCAAAUCAAUGGAUUCCCCUGUGACUAUGCUGUUAUUGCUAUUCAGAGGAACCACUAUAAUCUCAGUGAUUGUGUGGAACAUUACUUUCAUGUAAAGACAUAUCGUGCAGCCUAUUCGGGUGUUAUAUUCCCUAUACCAUCGGUGGAAAAGCCGCCUUUUGAUCCCACGGACUUCACUAUAUACCCACUAACUGUGAAAAGACCACCUGGAAGGCCGAAAAAGAAUAGAAUCCUAUCAAGCAGUGAGAAACUGAAGCAAAUAAGGUGCGGGAGAUGUGAUAAAUUAGGAAGCCAUAAUAGGAAAUCAUUCAAGGAGCUGAUAUAG
Molecule: messenger RNA, 1698 nt
Organism: Camellia sinensis
Lineage: Eukaryota; Viridiplantae; Streptophyta; Magnoliopsida; Ericales; Theaceae
Source: RefSeq, a predicted model, not a curated record